Molecule: messenger RNA, 930 nt
Organism: Symbiodinium sp. CCMP2592
Lineage: Eukaryota; Dinophyceae; Suessiales; Symbiodiniaceae
Source: the annotation of a GenBank genome assembly
AUGGCUGACGAGGAAUCGGAGGCUGAGACAAUUCCAGGAGCUUUGGACGAAUCCCUGCCUGCCUCGUCGACUCAACUGGCGAGACGCUCCUUAUGGAAAAAGACAGAAAGUGGCGGAACUGGCACUGGCAAUGGGGGACGGGGCCAGGGCAGCCGAAGGUACCAACGCCUGCAGCCUCACAUGAAGAUGGCCAGUGCACAGACCAUAGAUGUGCCUGCCGAGUGCAAAAGGUCGACCGGACGGGCACAACAAAUUCGGUACAUUCCAGUCGAAGAUUCCAGGGAAGGACUCUCAUACAUGAUGUGCAGCUUCUGCACAACGGACCGCAUUUUUGAGCAGAUCCCAGCCCUCUUGCAGCACAUGCAGGGUGGCGAGUGCCCUCUGGGUCAAAAAGAGCUGAUGGAGCCGACUUGCUUUGGGGAGCCGGCAAGGUCGGGACCAGUUCCUUGGGCAGCUAACUCCCGAGAUGCAUCUCAGAAGGAGGCUGAAGGCCAAUCAGCGCUGUCCGGGCCAAGCCGAGAUGAGGCACCGAGCCAGGGCUUCGCUUUACGCCGAAAGAUGCUGUCAGAGAUGCGCCUGCUGCAGCCUUUUCGCUAUGCCGAGCUGGCGACCGAGCCCGUUGGCCUGCUGAAUCGAUCUGUGCAGGAGCUCUCUAUUCUAGUCCAGGCCGCACGGAACAGGCCCGAAGGAUCUGGGGAACCUGAGGCCAACCUGCGACCGAAGGGGCGUGCUCUGGGAUGUCGGCGAAUGGCCAAGGGCCCGCAGCGGAGCUUCGUCGAAGCUUUGGCUUCCAGGCUGCGCAGUCAGGGCACAUCCAUGAGAUGCCCUUUCACCUUCGCGCAGUAUCGUGCUUACUGUGACGUCGGCGGCUCGCAACCGGCCGCUGAGGCUGAGACUGCACAGGACGCUAACAACAUGCAAAGCUGUUGA